AUGGCUCCCGAGUCCGAGCAUAAGAAGAAGGUCAACCUGGCCGAUGUCUCUGGCGCAGAGCACCGAGAGCAGGAGCACGAUGUCUCGACCGCCAUCCUCAAGAAGAAGAAGAAGCCCAACCAGCUGAUGGUUACCGAUGCCACCAACGAUGACAACUCGAUCAUUGCCCUGUCAAACAACACCAUGGAGCAGCUCCAGCUGUUCCGCGGUGACACAGUCCUCGUCCGAGGCAAGAAGAGAAAGGACACCGUCCUGAUCGUUCUGGCUGACGAUGACCUCGAUGACGGCAGCGCUCGCAUCAACCGAGUCGUCCGCCACAACCUUCGGGUCAAGCACGGUGACGUUAUCACCAUUCACCCCUGCCCCGACAUCAAAUACGCCAAGAGAAUCGCCGUCCUGCCGAUUGCCGACACAGUCGAGGGCCUCACCGGCUCGCUCUUCGAUGUUUUCCUCGCACCCUACUUCAGAGAGGCUUACCGGCCCGUACGCCAGGGCGAUCUCUUCAUCGUCCGCGGUGGUAUGAGGCAAGUCGAGUUCAAGGUGGUUGAGGUGGACCCCCCCGAGUACGGCAUCGUCGCCCAAGACACCGUCAUUCACUGCGAGGGAGAGCCCAUCCAGCGUGAGGAUGAGGAGAACAACCUCAACGAGGUCGGCUACGACGACAUCGGUGGCUGCCGCAAGCAGAUGGCCCAGAUCCGUGAGAUGGUGGAGCUGCCCCUGCGCCAUCCUCAGCUGUUCAAGUCUAUCGGUAUCAAGCCGCCCCGUGGUGUCCUCCUCUACGGUCCUCCCGGUACCGGUAAGACUCUCAUGGCCCGAGCUGUUGCCAACGAGACCGGUGCCUUCUUCUUCCUGAUCAACGGCCCCGAGAUCAUGUCCAAGAUGGCCGGUGAGUCCGAGUCGAACCUGCGAAAGGCCUUCGAGGAGGCUGAGAAGAACUCGCCCGCCAUCAUCUUCAUUGAUGAGAUCGACUCCAUCGCCCCCAAGCGUGAGAAGACCAACGGUGAGGUCGAGCGCCGUGUCGUCUCCCAGCUGCUCACCCUCAUGGAUGGCAUGAAGGCCCGAUCCAACGUCGUCGUCAUGGCCGCCACCAACCGCCCCAACUCCAUCGAUCCUGCCCUGCGUCGUUUCGGUCGUUUCGAUCGUGAGGUCGACAUUGGUGUCCCCGACCCGACCGGCCGUCUUGAGAUUCUCCAGAUCCACACCAAGAACAUGAAGCUUGGUGAUGACGUCGACUUGGAGCAGAUCGCUGCCGAGACCCACGGUUACGUCGGUUCCGACGUUGCUGCUCUUUGCUCGGAGGCUGCCAUGCAACAGAUCCGUGAAAAGAUGGACCUCAUCGAUCUGGACGAGGACACUAUCGAUGCCGAGGUUUUGGACUCGCUGGGCGUCACCAUGGAGAACUUCAGAUUCGCCCUCGGCACCUCCAACCCCUCGGCUCUUCGCGAGGUUGCUGUUGUCGAAGUUCCCAACGUUCGGUGGGAGGACAUUGGUGGUCUCGACACCGUCAAGCAGGAGCUCAAGGAGCAGGUCCAGUACCCCGUCGACCACCCGGAGAAGUUCCUCAAGUUCGGUCUUUCGCCUUCUCGUGGUGUCCUGUUCUAUGGUCCUCCGGGUACGGGUAAGACUAUGUUGGCCAAGGCCGUUGCCAAUGAGUGCGCUGCCAACUUCAUCUCCGUCAAGGGUCCCGAAUUGCUGAGCAUGUGGUUCGGUGAGUCGGAAAGCAACAUUCGUGACAUCUUCGACAAGGCCCGUGCUGCCGCUCCUUGCAUUGUCUUCCUGGAUGAGUUGGAUUCCAUUGCCAAGGCCCGUGGUGGCUCCGUCGGUGACGCCGGUGGUGCCUCCGACCGUGUUGUCAACCAGCUUCUGACUGAAAUGGACGGAAUGACCUCCAAGAAGAACGUGUUCGUCAUCGGUGCCACCAACAGACCUGAGCAGCUUGACCCCGCCCUUUGCCGUCCCGGUCGUCUUGACUCUCUGAUCUACGUUCCUCUGCCUGACGAGGAGGGCCGUCUGGGAAUUCUGUCGGCUCAGCUUCGCAAGACCCCUGUGGCCAAGGAUGUCGAUCUCAGAUUCAUUGCAUCCAAGACCCACGGUUUCUCUGGUGCUGAUCUUGGCUUCAUCACCCAGCGUGCUGCCAAGAUUGCCAUCAAGGAGGCUAUCGACGCCGACAUUGUCCGCACCAAGGAGCGCGAGGCUGCUGGUGAUGACAUGGAUGUGGACGAGGAAGAUGUCGAGGACCCCGUUCCCGAGCUUACCAAGCGCCACUUCGAGGAGGCUAUGCAGAUGGCCCGCAAGUCGGUUGGUGACGUCGAGAUCCGCCGGUACGAGGCUUUCGCCCAGCAAAUGAAGAACGCCGGCCCUGGUGCCUUCUUCAAGUUCCCUCAGGGUGGCGUCGACGGCGACGCGCCGUCGGGCAGCAACAACUUUGGCAAUGCGGGCGAGGACGAUGGCCUCUACGACUAA
Neoarthrinium moseri is the source of this 2463-nucleotide messenger RNA. RefSeq lists its product as uncharacterized. Gene Ontology annotation, biological process: retrograde protein transport, ER to cytosol; mitotic spindle disassembly; autophagosome maturation. The record is from RefSeq and is a predicted model, not a curated record. Lineage: Eukaryota; Fungi; Ascomycota; Sordariomycetes; Amphisphaeriales; Apiosporaceae. The transcript is spliced from 6 exons. Gene Ontology annotation, molecular function: polyubiquitin modification-dependent protein binding; ATP binding; ATP hydrolysis activity. Gene Ontology annotation, cellular component: cytosol; nucleus; VCP-NPL4-UFD1 AAA ATPase complex. The coding region runs from base 1 to 2463 and encodes 820 amino acids.